Molecule: messenger RNA, 2169 nt
Organism: Labeo rohita (rohu)
Lineage: Eukaryota; Metazoa; Chordata; Actinopteri; Cypriniformes; Cyprinidae
Gene: papss1
Product: 3'-phosphoadenosine 5'-phosphosulfate synthase 1
Biological process (GO): 3'-phosphoadenosine 5'-phosphosulfate biosynthetic process; sulfate assimilation
Molecular function (GO): adenylylsulfate kinase activity; sulfate adenylyltransferase (ATP) activity; ATP binding
Source: RefSeq, a predicted model, not a curated record
GGCCUCCAUCACUUCCCGUGCCGCAGCCCGUAAAGCUGUACGCUUCCUUCUGGGGUUUAAUACCCGGCACUUCACUAAAACAUCUCCUGAGAAUAUAUCUCGCAUUAUUUAUUUGUCCAUUUGUCAACUGUGAAUUCAACGGCUCAGAAUGGAGACAUCUGGUAACUCGAGUAAGAAGCAGAAACUGAGUAACGCGCCUGAGAGCUGGGGAAUGCAAAGAGCCACCAAUGUGACCUAUCAAGCCCAUCAUGUGAGCAGAAACAAGCGUGGCCAGGUAGUCGGCACUAGAGGAGGAUUUCGAGGAUGCACGGUGUGGCUUACAGGUUUGUCUGGCGCGGGUAAGACGACGGUCAGCAUGGCUCUGGAGGAGUAUCUGGUGUGUCAUGGCAUCCCCUGCUACACUCUAGAUGGAGAUAACAUCAGGCAGGGCCUCAAUAAAAACCUGGGCUUUAGUCCUGAAGAUCGCGAGGAGAACAUUCGCCGUAUCGCAGAAGUGGCAAAACUGUUUGCUGAUGCUGGUCUUGUGUGCAUCGCCAGCUUCAUUUCCCCAUACAGCAGGGACCGCCUGAAUGCAAGGAAGAUCCAUGAAGCUGCUGGCCUUCCAUUCUUUGAGGUGUUUGUAGAUGCUCCUCUGGAUGUGUGUGAGCAGAGAGAUGUGAAGGGGCUCUAUAAAAGGGCUAGAGCUGGAGAAAUCAGAGGGUUCACAGGAAUAGACUCUGAGUAUGAAAAGCCAGAGGCCCCUGAACUGGUACUAAAGACUGAUUCUUGCAGUGUAAACGAGUGCAUCCAGCAACUUCUGGACCUCCUGCAGGAGAGGGACAUAGUGCCUGUGGACGCGUCCUAUGAAGUCAAGGAGCUCUACGUGCAUGAGAACAAGCUAGACUUGGCCAAGGCAGAUGCAGAGACUCUUCCAGCAGUGGAGAUCACUAAGGUGGACAUGCAGUGGGUUCAGGUGCUCGCUGAGGGCUGGGCCACUCCUCUAAACGGCUUCAUGAGGGAGAGAGAGUACCUGCAGUGUCUGCACUUCAACUGUCUGCUUGAUGGUGGGGUUAUUAACCUGUCGGUGCCGGUGGUCCUCCCCGUCUCAAGUGCCGAUAAGGAGCGUCUGGAUGGCAACACUGCAUUCGCGCUGGCGUACAGCGGUCGGAGGGUCGCGAUACUGCGAAACCCAGAGUUCUACGAGCACCGCAAGGAAGAGCGCUGUGCCCGACAGUGGGGCACCACAUGCAAGGAUCAUCCGUACAUUAAGAUGGUGAUGGAGAGCGGAGACUGGCUGGUUGGAGGCGAUCUCCAGGUGCUGGAUCGGAUCUACUGGAACGACGGGCUGGAUAGUUACAGGCUCACACCAACCGAACUCAAGCAAAAAUUUAAAGAGAUGAACGCAGAUGCUGUCUUUGCUUUCCAACUGCGGAACCCAGUACAUAACGGCCACGCGCUGCUCAUGCAGGACACGCAGCGGCGUCUAAUCGAACGUGGCUACCGCCGACCUGUGCUUCUGCUUCACCCACUGGGCGGCUGGACCAAAGACGAUGAUGUGCCGCUGGCCUGGCGCAUGAAACAGCACGCAGCUGUGCUAGAGGAGGGGCUGCUUGACCCUAACUCCACCAUAGUGGCCAUUUUUCCUUCACCGAUGAUGUACGCCGGCCCAACAGAGGUGCAGUGGCACUGUAGGGCCCGGAUGGUGGCUGGGGCCAACUUUUACAUAGUAGGCCGUGACCCCGCAGGAAUGCCUCACCCAGACACAGGUAAAGACCUCUACGAGCCCUCCCACGGAGCUAAAGUACUCACCAUGGCCCCUGGACUUAUAUCUCUGGAAAUCGUGCCUUUCAAAGUGGCAGCCUACAAUAAAGUCAAGAAGGCCAUGGAUUUUUAUGACCCCAAAAAACACCAGGACUAUGACUUCAUCUCAGGAACCCGCAUGCGGAGGAUGGCUCGCGAAGGCCAGAACCCUCCAGAAGGCUUCAUGGCACCCAAAGCCUGGAAUGUCUUGAAGGAAUACUACCAGUCUUUGGAGAAGGCCUAAGCCGUUUUCCAGGUGCGGCGAGAGGUGGAAGCAAUUCUGUUACAGUGAAAGAAGGAAAAAGGAGGAGGAGGAGGAGGAGGAGAUCUUGGUUGGUAAAAAACAAAACACACAUAAUGAUUGAACACUGGGACCACCCAAAGGACUUA